UACACUUUAACGUUGAAAGUAUAAAAUGUAGUGACCUGCGUGUAAAUACAAAUUUUGAAGGACGACAUUUUCUUCUCAACCCCUAAUGCAUCUUCGCUAUACUGGAUCAAAGGCACUGAUGUGAAUUUGCAAAAAUGGAUACUGGAAGUAAAGUUCCGAGCAGCAGCGGGCUAUGGCCAUGCAUCGGAAUAGCAACGCUUAACGCGUUUACAAAGUCAUGUGGGUUUGUUGGCAAUCCAUUGAAAAUUCCAGAACUGAAACCUCAAAAUCAGAACCGAUUGACAGGGGGCGGUCUGCAAGGCUCGGUACAAUCCACUCCUGUGUCGGACGGCGAGGAAAUAGAUGAUGUUUUCACACCCACCCCCGACACAACCCUGAGUAUGGACACACGAGAGAUUAUUAACAUUUUCUUCAAAGAUUUUGCCGGACUCUCUCAUGCUAAGGGUGGGAAAAAACAAGUUUUGUCAACGAUGAAAAGUGUUGUGGAGAGCCUCGUUGUCAAGCAUGAAAUCGCGUAUAAAGGUAUGAUCACGCGUCUGAAUCUGGAGGAGAAAGGAGAUGAUGUGAGCUUCGUCAAGUAUGUAGCAAAGGAGAUCUUCAGCGACGGCAUCACUAACUGGGGUCGUAUUGCCAGCUUGCUGGCUUUCGGGGCACUGGUGUGCAAGUAUCAAAAUGACAGAGGACAGAGCCAGUGUGUGAGUCUCAUGGGGGAAGAGAUCUCUUCCUAUCUUCUCUCAGCCCAACGGGACUGGCUGCUAAAAAACAAUGCAUGGGAUGGUUUUGUGGAAUUUUUUCAUGUCCCAGAUACAGAGGCAGCUGUGAGAAACGCACUGAUGGCCAUUGGUAGUGUGGCUACUUUGGGAGCUGCACUUGCCUUUUGGAUACGGUGAAUCGUUUUGGAUUUUUUUUUAGCAAUUUUGAAAAACUAAAAGGAUUCAGGACUUCAAACAAAGACAUUUCUAAAGAGAUAAAAGUCUUUGUUGUCUGUGAAAAUAUUGUUCUUCAAAACAUUCAUAGCACCUGUAUAUAAAAUCUGGUGAACUAUUUUUUUAUGAAAAUGUAAAAUCCUUUUCAGCUGUGCACAUCUGAAUUGCUGACCUGCCAGAAGACUCUUUCAGUGCCAGUUGUUAAUUGUUUAAUGUUUACACAAGAAUUACAUUACAUUACAUUAAUUUCAGAAUUCUAUGUGUUCUGUUCACAAUUUUAUUUUUUUUUUUUUUAUCCCAAAUUAUCUUUUGAAAGACUAUCAUAUUUUAAAACUCACAAGGGUCUUGUGGCAAGAACUAGCCAUAGCGAAUGCCUGAAAGAUUGUGUAAUAACACUUUUUCCUGAUGACACUUUCAUAUUCUAAAAUGGAAUCUUUGUUCUAUAAUGUAAAUAAUGUAUAAUAAUUAGUUUAAUCUACACACAAUGUUUAAUUUAGAUCUGAGGUUUCAUCGACAUCUGGCUUUACCUGAUAAAUAAGUCUUAAAGGGCUCUUUAUCUGAAUGUUGGUUUUGUUUUGAGUCCUUCGAGCUUGAUUAAUUGUUCUAAAGAAAAAACUCAUGUGGGACUAUGAUAGCAAUUUAUAGCCACAAAAGGCUGCUAAACAUAAAUUUUCUUUAGCUUGGAUUUGACAUUCUGGAUCAUAUAUAUAUAUUAUAAAGAGAAACAUAUUUUGAUACACAUGCAUUUAAUAUGCUAAUAUAUGUCACUCAAUUUUUGAAUAUGCUGUUAAUUGAAUUCUGCACAUUAAACCAAGCAGCUGAUA
This is a messenger RNA of Myxocyprinus asiaticus (Chinese sucker), 1750 nucleotides long. RefSeq names its product MCL1 apoptosis regulator, BCL2 family member b (gene mcl1b). Gene Ontology annotation, molecular function: protein homodimerization activity; protein heterodimerization activity; channel activity. Gene Ontology annotation, biological process: intrinsic apoptotic signaling pathway in response to DNA damage; extrinsic apoptotic signaling pathway in absence of ligand; mitochondrial fusion. Lineage: Eukaryota; Metazoa; Chordata; Actinopteri; Cypriniformes; Catostomidae. The transcript has 3 exons. The record is from RefSeq and is a predicted model, not a curated record. Gene Ontology annotation, cellular component: mitochondrial outer membrane. The coding region runs from base 135 to 890 and encodes 251 amino acids.